Hypanus sabinus (Atlantic stingray) is the source of this 2200-nucleotide messenger RNA. It is a transcript of the gene vsx1, whose product is annotated as visual system homeobox 1 homolog, chx10-like. Gene Ontology annotation, cellular component: nucleus. Bases 1 to 1056 code for a protein of 351 amino acids. Gene Ontology annotation, biological process: regulation of transcription by RNA polymerase II. Gene Ontology annotation, molecular function: sequence-specific double-stranded DNA binding; DNA-binding transcription factor activity, RNA polymerase II-specific. Lineage: Eukaryota; Metazoa; Chordata; Chondrichthyes; Myliobatiformes; Dasyatidae. The record is from RefSeq and is a predicted model, not a curated record. The transcript is spliced from 5 exons.
AUGACCGGCAGGGAAGAGAGCAGCGAAGCCGUGGGCAAACCACUUGUGGGGGAUUUUCCGUACGCUACCAAGGAGCCCGAGAAAAGCAGCCGCUCCAGGGGCUUUGCCAUCACCGACCUGCUGGGACUGGACAGCGCCGUCGAGUCGGAACAGGCGGGAGUCGCGCCACCUGCUCCUCCGCCGCCGCCGCUGCCGCCAGGGGCGCCGCGGCUGCUGCCGGCCGGGCUGGGGCUGGGGCUGGGCUUGCUGUGCAGCCGCUCCCUCAGCGCCUUCCGCCCGCCCCGACCCGCAUUUCUCGACGUGCUGUCCGAACUGCACGCCAGACCAUCCGGCCUGCACGGUCACCUGCCGCUGGUCCGCAGGGUGGCUCUUCACGACAGCCAGCAGCCGCCGAACAACUCCGAUGAUGAGGAGAUGUCCCGUGAUCACAGCGGCCCGAAGAGCUCAGCAGCAUCCCAGGUGAAAAGGAAGAAGAGGCGGCACAGGACUGUGUUUACAGCUCACCAGUUGGAGGAACUAGAGAAAUCUUUUAAUGAGGCUCAUUAUCCUGAUGUCUAUGCCAGAGAAAUGUUAGCUGUGAAGACAGAGCUGGCUGAAGAUCGAAUACAGGUGUGGUUUCAAAACCGAAGAGCGAAGUGGAGGAAGAGGGAGAAGUGUUGGGGCAGGAGCAGUGUGAUGGCAGAAUAUGGACUGUAUGGGGCCAUGGUCAGACACUCCAUCCCACUACCCGAAUCCAUACUCAAUUCCGGCAAAAACGGCUUAGUGGGAUCUUGUGCCCCCUGGCUGCUUGGAAUGCACAAGAAGUCUAUGGACCCAACAAUGAAAGGCAGAAGUGUGGAAUCUGUGCAAGAGGAUAAGGUGGAGAGCAGUGUAGAGUUGGAAGCGGGCAGAGUUCGGGAGCCUGUGGCUGAGUGCACUGAUGUAACCGAGGAAGGCAAUAUGGUCUUGGAUCUUUCCAGCACAGAGAAACCAGCAGGCAAGAUUGACAGUCCAAAGCAAGGCACUUGCAUGCCAUCUGACAUAGAUAGCAGACACAGAGGACAGAAAAAACAUUAAAAGCAUCACACUGGCAUUGCCUGAGCAGUUGGGACCCAGUGCAAGGGAGCAGUCUCCCUCUCAGUGGAAAUGAGCACUCUCCACUUCUGUCUGAUACUUACAGUGGUGAAAGUCAUCACAUCAACAGCUGACUGUCCUCUGCCCUUCCUAGAUCAAUGGUAUUUUCAUCUACACCCAAUAAGUGCAGGACAUUCUAACAUAACACAUGGACGAUAGAAAAAAAUCACAGCAAAAUUCUGUCUCCUCCUUUCUUUGUGCUGCCUUCCCUGUCCUUACACACUAUGAAUGGGGGUGGAGGGGAGGGGGAUGAAUGUUGUCCUUAAGGAAAUCAAAGGCCUAGGAAGAUGUAAACUUGAAUAUAAAUCCUGGGAGGUGCCUGCACCAAUGGGAGAAACCAAAUGGAAGAUUGUACCCAUUGAAUAAGGCGAUAACCAAAGCUGUCUAGUGAUAAUGUGAAUGUGCAUUCAGGCUGUCCAUUCACAUGAUGGCAGGAGAUGCCAAACAUGGACACAAGAAACUCUGCAGGCACUGGAAAUCCAGAUCAAUGCAUGCAAAACGCUGGAGGAACUCAGCAAACCAGGCAGCGUCUAUUUAUUUAGAGAUACAAUGCGGAACAGGCCCUCCUGGCCCAAUGGGCCAUCUACUUGAUCCUAGCCUAAUCAGAAGACAUUUUACAAUGAUCAAUUUAACCUACUAACCAGUGUAUCUUUGGACUGUGGGAGGAAACUGGAGCACCUGGCAAAACCCACGCGGUGACAGGGAGAACGUACAAACCCCUUACAGACACCGCUGGACGAACUCCGAUGCCCCGAGCUGGAAUAGCGUCUCGUUAUCUGCUGCACACUACAGUGGUGCCUGUCUCCAGAGGGGAAUAGACAGAUGGAGACAAGGAAUAUGUCUGAGGGCUUUGGCCUCAAAAGUCGACUGUUUAUUCCUCUCGAUAGAUGUCUGAUCUGCUGAGUUCCUCCAGCACCUUUUAUGAAGUGAUACCAAGCCCCUGCAUAAGAUCCCCAGUCACCAUUGCAUGGGUGAGGUAAUAUAAAUAUAGCUGAAAGGUACUUAUUGAUGGAAGAUGGCUUUACCAUUUUUUCCUUGAAUAAUUCCUUUUGUUGACUGUACUGGUGGAGUCCACAAAGCACAUCGU